Schistocerca cancellata (South American locust) is the source of this 2753-nucleotide messenger RNA. Its product is annotated as zinc finger protein 391-like. Gene Ontology annotation, molecular function: RNA polymerase II cis-regulatory region sequence-specific DNA binding; DNA-binding transcription factor activity, RNA polymerase II-specific. The transcript is spliced from 7 exons. Bases 723 to 2249 code for a protein of 508 amino acids. Gene Ontology annotation, cellular component: nucleus. Lineage: Eukaryota; Metazoa; Arthropoda; Insecta; Orthoptera; Acrididae. The record is from RefSeq and is a predicted model, not a curated record. Gene Ontology annotation, biological process: central nervous system development; regulation of transcription by RNA polymerase II.
UUAGCCUAGGCCAGAAAACAGUUGAAUGUAGCAUAGCGUUGUAGAGUUUUGUAAAUUAUUCGAAACGAGUUGAGUUUUGUGUAUCUCUAGUGCUGGUGAGUCGUCGUCGCUAUUUGAUAAUCCGUGGGCUAGGUAUAGAUUAAAGUAUAUACUGCAAUAACAUAUUUAAUGUUGCAAAACCUCAACAAGUGCUUCACAACAGACGCAGACGUGUAGAAAAUACUAAGCUUAUCGUUGGCUUGACAAUAUUUUAGGGCGUAGAUGCGUGUGUGGCUGUUCUCGGUAAAAUUCAAAAUUAAAUCGUGACUUUUACGCGUCUACUGGCAAUUCAUAGUUACAGCAAUUGCGUGAACUGGUGUGAAUCCGAGAGUGAUUAAUCAUAUCAGGCUAAUCAAUGCGUGUGUGUGUGUGUCUUGCUGCAAGUGCAGUUGUUUGUCUCCGUUAUCAACAGUGCCUGGGAACACGAACCGAAUCAAGGAACUUGAUGCCCGAGAUUUCUGGUCGUCGGCCGAUGUGUCACUUUGUAGUAUUGCCAUGAAGGAAGAACCUAUGAACUCCUCCUCGCCGGACGACGAGCAUUGCCACUCACCUGAAAGCCUGGAGCUCUUUGUGUCUGUAUAAUAUGCCAUGGAAGUCUGCAUCCAUACUCUACAAACCACGAGUGCAUGGCAGAGGGUACUUCCCAUUGUACCUGCUACUAGAGUCUAUCCCAAUCCAUUCACAUGUGGAAUGUGGCACCCAAAUGCUUCACAGCUGCAAAAGUACGCAGCAAGUGUGCUGCUAAAUUUCCGGUCUCGGAAGUGACAGAAACUCCGAUGUUUGAGUUUGUGGCUGUCAAACAGGAAUGGGUCGAAGAUGAUGUGAAGAAUGAUGACUGUAAUGAAGCUCAGGAGCCUGAGAACGCAGUUGUAGAGGAAGAUGGGAUUCACGUCAAAACACAGCCAUCUGAAUGGCGCAUAUUGAAGGAACCUGAAUCGGCAGAUACAGCAGUGGGCAAUGCAAGGUUUAUCCCACAAGGCCAGGAUGGUUGUACUAUUGACAAAUGUGCCACCAUAAGCACCAGAACAGACGAGAUACUGUGUAGUGACAGUAAUGAAAGCAAUACGCACCUACUCUCAGGCCAGGUGGUGGGCUCUGAGAGGCAGAGGAAGCUUGGUACCCAUAGAGACAGCUAUUCUGCUACAAGUACUGUGUUGAGCGACGGAUUCUGCAAGGAUUCCUUGGACGCAAAUUCGAACUGCUACCAGGUAAAUGACAGUUGCGGGAGGCUCUCCCCGUCGACGAACGGCAGUGUCGUCGAGCAGCCGUCACUUUUGCCUGACGGAGGUGACACCUACACGUGUGACGUCUGCCGGGAAGUGUUUGUCGACAAGAGGGUCUUGAGGACCCACGUACAGCAGCACCUGCUGAAAUGCGACAUCUGCCACAAGACCUGGAACGAUGCCAACGGCCUCGAGUUGCACUACCGGACACACACGGGCGAGCGGCCCUACUGCUGUGACACUUGCGGCCAGAAGUUCUCGCGCAGAGAUCAUCUGAGGCUGCACAGGCUGCAGCACACUGGUGUGCGUCCCUACCGCUGCGAUACCUGCGGCAAGGCAUUCUUGCGCAGCAACGGUCUGAGGCAGCAUUCGCUGCAGCACACGGGUGAACGGCCUCACGAGUGCAGUGUCUGCCACAAGCGGUUCACCUACAGCAGCAACCUGGCACAGCACAUGCGCGUCCACACUGGAAAGCGGCCCUACAGUUGUGACACUUGCGGCCAGACAUUCUCGCACAGUGGUCAGCUGAGGCUGCACUCGCUGCAGCACACGGACGAGCGUCCCUUCCGCUGCGAUACGUGCGGCAAGGCGUUCUCGCGCAGCAAUAAUCUGAGGCAGCACUUGCUGCAGCACACGGGUGAGCGGCCUCACGAGUGCGGCGUCUGCCACAAGCGGUUCACCAACAGCAGCAACCUGGCGCAGCACUUGCGCAUCCACACGGGUGAGCGGCCCUACCACUGCGACUACUGUGGCAAGUCGUUCAGACAAAACAGGAACUUCAAGGUACACCUCCGUAUGCACACGGGUGAGCGGCCGUACCGCUGCGACACCUGCGGAAAGUCAUUUACGCGAAGUAGAAGUGUGAAAGUACACCACCGCCCGCACACGGGUGAGUGGCUGUCCGCCUGCAACGCGUGUGGCAAGGCGUUCGUCAGUGGCGACACCUCGCAAAAACCUGGGCAGGUCCAAAUGCGACAGGAGUCCUGAGACUGCACCGCCUUUGAGGAGCGCUUUGCACGGAGGACCAGUCUGAACUGGCAUUUGUGCCUCCGUACUAUCAGAAAUACCACCGAAGAUGUCGUGCCGACAGAGUGAAAAUGAGUUUUUGUAAACUUGCUGUGCACCUUACAAUUUCACACUGAAACACCCCCAUUCUAAUUAUUGCUGUUGUAAGAGGAGUCCCAUAAUAAAUUCAAAUCACACCACAUUAAUUAUUUGCAAGUGCUUCAGGAAGAAUGUGAAGCUUAUUUGCAGGUUUAAAUUUUUUUAGAACAUAAUGUGACACAUUGUGUUUAAUUUCGUAUGUUCAGUCCUCUUAUAAUAUUAGUGGUCUGAUCUGCUUACUACAGAAAACAAAAGUAAAGAGUACUUUUUAUUUUGAAUAUUACAGCAUCUAAUUUUGUUUUGUAUGACUGGAUAAUUGUUAAAUAAAAAUCAAAUAGCACUUUAAAAUUUAUUUCCACAUUUAUUUCAUUAAACUUCCACAAAACC